Molecule: messenger RNA, 2490 nt
Organism: Drosophila ananassae
Lineage: Eukaryota; Metazoa; Arthropoda; Insecta; Diptera; Drosophilidae
Gene: TrpRS-m
Exons: 3
Coding region: 156-2264 (702 amino acids)
Biological process (GO): mitochondrial tryptophanyl-tRNA aminoacylation
Cellular component (GO): mitochondrial matrix; mitochondrion
Molecular function (GO): tryptophan-tRNA ligase activity; ATP binding
Source: RefSeq, a predicted model, not a curated record
GCAACUUCAGUCGCAGCAGCCACUGUCAAAAUUUCGGUUGGUUUAAGGAAACUAAACAAUUUUUGGUGUCUAGUCUCACAUUUAACAUUUAAAACGGUAUAAACCCAACAUUUUUUGCCUUAACCUAAGGGGCCCAAAAUUCGUAACUAUUUGCAAUGUUUCGCGUUGGCAAGUUGCGGCGCUACAUGGCUUCGGUAGCCAAAAGGGAUUCAUGCCCUUCCCCAUCAAGGAAUCGCUUUCCGGUGACGGGGUUCCACUUACAACGGCGCUGCUUACAAUCGAGGAACUACUUGCAACAGGGACUAUCCAACCGCAUGGCCGGCACGCCAUCGGCCACGGCUCAGUUGGCCACCGGGAGCGGCGGUGGUAAGCAGCCCAAGUCGUCCCAUAACGAAGGUUUCCCCGAAGGAAAAAGCCGUUGGCCGCGCAAGGUUUUCAGCGGGGUCCAGCCCACUGGAUCGCUCCACCUGGGAAACUACUUAGGAGCGGUGCGGAAAUGGGUGGAAAUGCAGAAUGCUCGUGAAGAUGUCACCAUUUGCAUCGUGGACUUGCACUCUAUCACACUUCCGCAUAAUCCUCCAGUUCUACGGGAAAACAUCUUUACUAUGGCUGCCACUCUACUGUCCUGUGGCAUUGAUCCUGCCAAGAGCACUCUUUUCGUCCAGUCCAGCGUGCCUGAGCAUGCCGAGUUUAACUGGAUCCUCAGUUCCCUGACCACUAUGCCACGUCUGGCACAGCUGCCACAGUUUCGCGAGAAAUCGCGUCUAGUGAAGGAUGUACCAUUAGGAUUGUACGUUUAUCCUGUGCUCCAGGCUGCCGACAUAAUGCUCUACAAAGCCACCCAAGUGCCCGUGGGCGCUGAUCAGUUGCAGCACAUCCAGUUGGCCCAGCACCUCGCAAGAUCCUACAAUACUCGUUACGGUGAAACAUUUCCCGUGUGUCAAGCUCUCAUAGAGGAUGGCAAUGCAUCGCGCGUGUUAUCGCUUCGUGAUCCCUCCAAGAAGAUGUCCAAGUCGGAGGCCAACCCAAAGGCCACCAUAAACCUGUGCGAUCCACCCGACGUGAUCGUGCAGAAGAUUAAAAAGGCAGUCACCGAUUUCACAUCGGAUAUUACCUUCAAUCCGGGUAAGCGACCCGGUGUCAGCAAUCUGGUUAACAUCCACGCUCUAGUCACUGGUCAGCCUAUCAAAUCGGUGGUGGAUGAGGCUUCAACUCUCGACACAGCCAAAUACAAGGAGCGGGUGGCCGAUGCGGUUAUUGAGCACCUGCGUCCUAUCCGGGAGCAGAUUCUCCAUCACAUGGGCAAGCGCAGCGAGCUUAUUUAUCUGUUGGAAGUUGGUGCGGAGAAGGCACGCCAGCAGGCGCAACACACUCUGAGCGAUGUGAAGCAGCGCCUGGGCCUAGGGACAAGUAAUAAUAUGCCAGCGGCAGUGAAUGUGGCACCAUUGCUGCCGCCGGAGGUGUCGAAAACAUCGCCUAGCAGGAUGAUGGCCCAAGAGAACGAGGGAGGCAUCCACGAGCGUCACGAACGAAUGUAUGGUUUCGGAGAUGUUCCCACCGGUGGACCGGGCCAAUCGCCUACUGGAGAACUGACAGAGGUGAGCAGUGCAAUGACCCGGACGGUUGUCCGUCGCGCUCCUAUUGUUCCGACGCAGUCCUUGCGAGUUGAGAAGCAGCUGGGUAGCACGCGACCGCGUCACGUCUUUAAAAUGGACAAAUGCAAUGCACCCCAUAUUGGAUUCAAGGCGCCACCCACGUUCCCCACCACCAUGGUCACUGGCGGGCUGGCGAAGAACCGGCGGCCAAUCGUCAAAUCCGGCUUAGGAUACACGCACAACAGCCAUAAUGUGAAUCCCAGCGCUGUGUCGACUGUGGCAAGGGAGGUGAACGCCGUAAAGCAACAGGAGUUUACCUGCAAUCUGGCCAACAGUGCCUACUAUAAAUCCACUCUCAAUGCAAGCGCAAAUAGGACGAGCGAUAGGAGUAGCUCCAAAGACAGGAGUAGCACCAUGGAUAGGAGUAGCUCCAUGGAUAGGAGCACUCCAAUAGAGAGGAGCAAUCCUAUUGAAAGAAGCAGUCCUGUUAUAAGAAUCGAGGAGAGCACCAUUAAUUCAAUCAGAGAGGUCGAGGCCAGCGCUGAGGAUGAGGAGUCGAGAGUUGUGGAGGAACAGCAUCACGAUGAGAAUGCAGAGCAUGAGGAGGAAAAGGAAAGGGACGCUGAAGUGGUAGAAAAGAGCCCCGAGGCUACCAAACUGGAAAUUUAGGGCGGGGAAGCAUUGCAAUUGUUAUUAGUGUAGUAGUAAGGUUAAUCAUAUUAUUAUUGAAAAAUCCGUCGUUCAACGUAACUUGGAACAAUGCUUGGAACCCGGCCUACUUGCAUUUCCAUGGAGAGAUCAUUUUGACCAACAACGAGAAAUAUAAAUUUUCUUUAUGCGCAAAUGUAAAACGGCUAACCAAAAUUAAUGAAUAAAAAAAUUGUUACUUUCGUUA